This is a messenger RNA of Microplitis mediator, 886 nucleotides long. RefSeq names its product pyroglutamyl-peptidase 1. Gene Ontology annotation, biological process: proteolysis. Gene Ontology annotation, cellular component: cytosol. The transcript has 3 exons. Gene Ontology annotation, molecular function: pyroglutamyl-peptidase activity. Bases 270 to 878 code for a protein of 202 amino acids. NCBI's taxonomy places the organism in Eukaryota, Metazoa, Arthropoda, Insecta, Hymenoptera, Braconidae. The record is from RefSeq and is a predicted model, not a curated record.
UUCAGACUUGAGGUAUUUAUUAUAUAGGUUAUGAUGAAUUAUUUGAUCUGCAAAAUCCAAUACAAACCCAACCCAGACUAAAUACUGAAUGACGUCUAAUGGCCACGUGACUGUCACCUGGUAUGGAAAUUUUUUUUUAAUCAUAAUCAUAUGACAGCAUGGAUGAAUGAGUGAUAAUAUGAUAAUGAUUCCUGCUAAUUAUCAGUUUUAUGAGACGACAUAACUAGUAGGUGGAUACUUGAUGUGUGCGAAUGAUAAAUUAAUAAAUAAUGGAUGAAAUUGGAGGAAAAAAUAUCGUGGUGACUGGAUUUGGUCCAUUUGGUUGUCAUGUUGUCAAUGCAAGUUGGCAAGCGGUCAAAGAAUUAUCGAAGAUUUCAACUGAUAAAUUAAAAACUCAGUAUAAUGUUAAUUUAAUUAUUGAAGAAAUUCCGGUUGCUUAUGACCAUGUUAGCAACCGUGUUCCUGAAAUAUGGAAAAAAUAUGAUCCAUUGUUUGUAAUCCAUGUUGGAGUUUCAUCUGCCGCUAAAUGUCUGACAAUAGAAAACAAAGCUCACGGUACUGGAUAUUCUCGAAAGGACAUAAAAGAAUGUUGCCCAUGUGAAGAUGAUGAGGAUUGUAAAGAAUUUAUGACUACGGAAAUAGAUGUUGAUAAUAUUUGCAAGGAAGUUAACAAAAGAGGAGUUUGCAAAGCCUGUGUGUCUGAUAAUGCUGGUAGAUAUUUAUGCGAGUACACUUACUAUCAGUCACUACGUGUUCAAUGUAAAAGAACAAUUUUUGUUCAUGUACCGGAUUUUAAUGUCUAUCCGACUUCACUGACAGCUCAAGGACUUGAUACUAUUGUAUGUCAUUUGCUUGACGUAAAAGACAAGCAAUUAUAAAAUAUAUA